Dictyostelium discoideum AX4 is the source of this 1647-nucleotide messenger RNA. RefSeq lists its product as hypothetical. The transcript has 4 exons. Gene Ontology annotation, biological process: chromatin remodeling. The coding region runs from base 1 to 1647 and encodes 548 amino acids. The record is from RefSeq and is a predicted model, not a curated record. Lineage: Eukaryota; Evosea; Eumycetozoa; Dictyosteliales; Dictyosteliaceae.
AUGAUUUCUUUAUCAAAGAAUUUUUCGAAGAAUGGUUAUUCUAUAAUCAAAAAGUAUAAUAAAAUAUCAUCACCAAAAGCAAUUAUUGGAAAUCCAUCAAUUUCCAUAAAAUCAUCGUCAUCAUUUAUUUUUAAUAUUAAAAAUAACAACAACAACAACAUUGGUACAUCAAAUACACUUAAUAUUAAAAGAUUUUAUAGUGAGGCUAAUAAUAAAAAUAAUAAUGUUAAUCAAGAUAAAAAACAACAACAACAAAAUUUUGAUAAUGAUGAUACUUAUCAUAAUAAAGAAGAAUUUACAAAACCACCAAAAUAUUUUUAUGCUGUUGCAUUAUUAGCUAUUGGAUGUAUUGGAACUUAUUUAGUAGAUAAUUUUAUAAGUUUUAGUAAUGAACAAAUUUUAAGAGAUAUUAAAACAAUUUUAAAGAGUGAAGAUGCAUUAGAAAGAAAUAAUGCAUUGAAAUCAAUAUCAACUAGAGCAGGCCAAGCAUUUUGUGUUGAAAAAGUAUUUAAAUUAGGUGUUGUUGAAGUUUUAGUUAAAGCAUUGGACGAUCCAGAUCCAAUCGUUCAAGCAACUGCAAUUAAAACUUUAAAUAGAUUUUCAUACUUUUGUUUUGAAACAUUUGGUGAUGAAGCUGUAAAAAAAGGUGCUUGUGAAGCAUUAACUAGAAUUAUGUUAUCUGAUGGAAUGAAUUGUGAAGCUGCUUCAAAUUUAUGGUUUCAUUAUUUUUUAUCAAAAACUAAUCAAAUUCAAUUAUUAACAUCAAAUGAUUUAUUAUAUUGUUUGCAAAAUUUAGCAUAUUCUGAUAAAUUUGAAUUACAAAGAAUAUCAAUUGCAACAGUAAAGAUAUUAUUUGCAAAUCGUGAACUUUAUCCAAUGUUAAAUAAAUUGAAAGGAAUGAUAUCACAUUUAAAUAAGAGUCAAGAUGUUUUAAUUUCAAAUCAUGCUGAAUAUUAUUUAAAUGUACUCAAAGGUGAAUAUAUUCCACCAGUUGGAAAUAUUUCUUUACCCGAUGAAGAAUUAGAUCGUAAAUUUAAAAUUCAUUCAUGUUAUAAUUUAUUAUUGGCACCAUUAACUUAUUUAUAUUGUUGUUCAAGAUGGAAAAAAUAUACAAGAGAUCCAAUUUAUUUAAAAGCAAAGGGUAUUUAUGGUGGUACAAUGAUGUUAUUAGCAGCAGUUAUUUCAUCAUUGACCCUUUUUCCAGAUUAUCAUCCAUCAAAGAUUAAUGCAAGAUUAAAGAAAGAAUUUUCAUUAAAUACAAAAACAAUUGAAGAAUUUGAAAGAUGUAAAGCAAUUUCAUUAGCUGAAGCUGUUACUUUAGUUGAUAAAAAUAAAAAUAAUAAUAAUAAUAAUAAUAAUAAUAAUGAUAUUGAUGAAACAAAUGAAGAAGAAAAGAAAAAAACAGGAUUAUUUGGAUUUGGUAAAUCUCAAGAAGAAAAAGAAAAAGAAAAAGAAGAAAAAGAAAGAAUUAAAAGAGAAAAACAGGGUGAUGCUAUUUUAUUCUCACCAAAUUCAUUAUUUGCAAUUAAACAAGCUUCUCCAAUUUUAACUUAUUCAAUUUUAUUCACUGGUUGGAAACAUGCUAGAUUCAUGUUAUUACCUGCUUUGGCUUUAUUGCUUCCACAAGUUUAUGAUUUUUCUGUGUAA